AUGAAUGUUUGUCCCCUUCAUUUAAAUUCCAGCCAGGCCAAUGUACAGGAAUUUUUUCUCUUGAGCACAUCCACUAUUUAUGAGGUCCAGCUGCUUCUCUUUAUUUCAUUUUUGCUCAUCUAUCUCAUAACCUUGGUGGGGAAUGCAGUCAUUAUCUUAAUUGUUCAGUUGGAUGCUCAACUACAGACUCCCAUGUAUUUUUUCCUGACCAAUUUAGCAUUUCUGGACAUUUGCUACUCCUCGGUCACUGUUCCUAAAUUGCUGGACCUUCAGCUGACUGGCAAUAGGAGCAUUUCUUUCUAUGGCUGUAUAGCCCAAAUGUAUUUCUUUCAUGUAUUAGGGAGCUCUGAAAUGUUCCUCCUUGUUGCAAUGUCCUAUGAUCGCUACGUAGCCAUAUGCAAUCCCUUGCGGUAUAGUGUUAUUAUGAGAAGAUCCGUAGUUAUAACAUUGAAAGUCUGUUCAUGGCUUGGCGGCUUUAUUCAUUCCACAUUCCAUACAGCUUUCCUGUUGAGACUUUCAUUCAGCCAUUACAAUAAAGUGGAUAACUUCUUCUGUGACGCUACGCCGCUUAUUAAACUAUCGUGUUCGGACACGACCAUGGAUGAAAUUAUGCUUCUGACGACACCAGGAAUUUUAGGACCUAUUUGUUUCAUAUUAACGCUUGUGUCUUACAGAUAUAUUGUCAUCAGCAUUCUGAAAAUAAAUUCCGCUCAGGGAAGGUACAGGACAUUUUCUUCAUGCGCUUCUCACUUAACUGUGGUUACUAUCUUUUAUGGGACCGGUAUUUUUGUCUAUGUCCAACCCAUGGCAGUGUAUUGGUCUGCUAAUCAGUUCAUAACAGUGUUCUAUUCUAUCAUCACCCCAAUGCUGAAUCCUAUGAUAUAUACCCUGAGAAAUAAGGAAAUAAAGAAAUCACUUAGGAAAAUUCUGUUUAAGGAAAGUACAUUGCAUGCAAGUAUACAUUUAUAA
Molecule: messenger RNA, 969 nt
Organism: Xenopus laevis (African clawed frog)
Lineage: Eukaryota; Metazoa; Chordata; Amphibia; Anura; Pipidae
Product: olfactory receptor 5I1
Exons: 1
Coding region: 1-969 (322 amino acids)
Source: RefSeq, a predicted model, not a curated record